Messenger RNA from Chenopodium quinoa (quinoa), 3633 nucleotides. RefSeq names its product protein TIC110, chloroplastic-like. Gene Ontology annotation, cellular component: TOC-TIC supercomplex I. Gene Ontology annotation, biological process: protein import into chloroplast stroma. The record is from RefSeq and is a predicted model, not a curated record. NCBI's taxonomy places the organism in Eukaryota, Viridiplantae, Streptophyta, Magnoliopsida, Caryophyllales, Amaranthaceae.
AAGGUAGCAAAGUGGGCUUAAUCCAAUCUCCCUAUCCAUCCACUCACCAUUCCCAAUCUCUCUCCUAAUCAAAAACAAAACCAGCACGAAACGAACCCUUUCUCUCUCUCUCUUUCCCCUUUCCUCUUCUUCUCUCUCCUCUCACUCCAUUAUCAUCUUCAUCUCCACUGCAACUACUCCCACCAUUUUUCUGGGUUUUUCUUCUUCCCUAAAACCCUCCAUUAAAACCCCACAAAAUCUACUCAAUUUAGGAGAGAGAAAACACAGGAAAGAACAACCCCAAAAACCAUGAACACCACACUUCCUCUUUCUUCAUCCAAAUCCCCUCUUCUCUUCUCAUCUUUUACUCCCCUUAAUCAAACCCCUUCUCUCCUUCCCCAUUUCAUCCGUAUACCACUCACCCGUUUUCGCCUCUCUAAGCUCAGAUGCUCUGCUUCUGACCAAACACCCACAUCCGCACCCGGACCCGAACCCGGUAGCGGUAUCAAGAGCUCUGAGGUGUUCGGGGGUCCGAGAGAGUUGUCGGGUAUGCAAUCAUUGGCUGACAGUUUGUCACCGCCGGUGAGAAUAGCCAGCUCGGUUCUGCUUGUUGCGGCUGCUUCUGCUGCCGGUUUUGGGUUAGGGUCUAAAAUUGGGGGUUCGAGGAAUGUGGCAAUCGGUGCUGCGGUUGCUCUUGGUGCUGCCGGUGGCGCCGCCGCUUAUAGUUUGAAUUCUUGUGUUCCUGAGGUUGCUGCUAUCAAUUUGCAUAAUUAUGUUGCGCAAUGUGAUGACUCGCUUUCUUUGAGCAAGGAUGAAAUCCUGGCUAUUGCUAAUAAGUAUGGUGUUAGCAAGCAAGAUGAAUCUUUUAAUGCUGAGCUGUGUGACUUGUACCUUAGCUUUCUUUUGUCGGUGCUUCCUGCUGGAAAUGAAGAUCUCAAGGGUACUGAAGUUGAAACUAUUGUUAAGUUCAAAAAUGCUCUUGGCAUCGAUGAUCCUGAUGCUGCUAACAUGCAUAUUGAGCUUGCCAGGCGGUUUGUCAGACAGAGGCUUGAAACUGGGGAUCGUGAGGGUGACAUUGAGCAGCGUCGGGCAUUUCAGAAGCUAGUGUAUGUUUCAACUCUUGUUUUUGGGGAGGCCUCUGCAUUUCUUCUACCCUGGAAGCGUGUAUUUAAAGUGACUGAUUCCCAGGUUGAGGUUGCUGUUCGUGACAAUGCUCAAAGGCUGUAUGCUCAGAGACUGAAAUUAAUCAGCAGAGAUCUGGAUAUGAAGCAGCUUGUUGAUCUGAAAGAAGCUCAACUUUCGUAUCGUUUGUCUGAUGAGUUGGCCGAGGAGAUGUUUAAGGAACAUACAAGAAAACUAGUAGAAGAAUGCAUUUCAAGAGCUGUUGACGUUCUGAAGUCCCGUAAUAGAGCAGGGGGAGCUAUUGAGGUUGUAAAUGAGCUGAAUAGAGUACUUGCUUUUAAUGAUAAGCUUAUCUCAUUAAGAAACCAUCCAGAUGCUGGUAAUUUUGCCCGAGGCAUCGGGCCAAUUUCCUUAGUAGAUGGUGAGUUUGACAGUGACAGGAGGAUUGAUGACUUGAAGCUUCUCUACAGAGCAUAUAUUACUGAUUCUUUAUCUAGUGGCCGCAUGGAAGACAGCAAGCUUGCUGCAUUGAACCAGUUAAAGAACAUAUUUGGUCUUGGAAAACGUGAAGCAGAAAGUAUUAUGAUGGAUGUGACCUCGAAGGUUUAUCGCAAGCUACUGUCUCAAGCGUUUUCUAGUGGUGAUUUGGAUGCAGCUGAAAGCAAAGCGAAUUACCUUCAGAAUUUGUGUGACCAGCUGCGGUUUGACCCUGAGAAGGCGAGUGAGAUCCAUGCAGAAAUAUAUCGACAGAAGCUACAGCAAUGCUUAGCUGAUGGAGAGUUGAGUGAGGAGGAUGUCAAAGCUUUACUACGCGUACGGGUCAUGCUGUGUGUUCCCCAAAAAAUUGUUGAAGCUGCUCAUGCUGAUAUUUGUGGCAGUUUGUUUGAGAAGGUUGUGAAGGAUGCAAUUGCUUCCGGAGUUGACGGAUAUGAUGCAGAUGUAAAAGAAAAUGUGAGGAAAGCCGCACAUGGUUUGCGCUUGACUAGGGAAGCUGCAAUGUCAAUUGCUAGUAAGGCGGUCCGCAGAAUAUUCAUUAACUAUAUUAAACAGGCAAGGGCAGCUGGAAGUCGCACUGAAUCGGCAAAAAUACUUAAGAAGAUGAUCGCAUUCAACACCUUGGUGGUCACUGAAUUAGUUGCUGAUAUUAAAGGGGAAUCAACUGAUGUUCCGACAGAAGAACCAGUUAAAGAGGAAGAGGAGAAGAUUGAAGAUGAGGAAGAAUGGGAAUCACUCCAGACAUUAAGAAAAUCAAGACCUACUAAGGAACUUGAGGCCAAAAUUGGGAAACCUGGGCAGACAGAGAUUACUGUUAAAGAUGACCUUCCAGAGAGGGAGAGGGCUGACCUGUACAAGACAUACUUGUUAUACUGCAUAACUGGUGAAGUAACCAAGAUUCCAUUUGGUGCACAAAUCACCACGAAGAAGGACAACACAGAAUACCUCUAUCUGAAUCAGCUUGGUGAUAUUCUUGGUCUUACACGUAAGGAGAUUGUAGAGGUUCAUAGAGGUAUGGCCGAGCAAGCUUUUAGACAGCAAGCAGAGGUCAUUCUGGCUGAUGGACAGUUGACUAAGGCUAGGAUGGAGCAACUGGAUGAGGUUCAGAAGCAAGUUGGCUUGCCACCAGAGUAUGCUCAAAAGGUGAGAGAGAACAUUAUAAAUUCAAAAAUGGCUGCUGCCAUAGAAACAGCUAUUGGCCAAGGAAGGCUCAGCAUAAAACAAAUAAGAGAACUCAAGGAAGCUGGUGUAAAUAUUGAUAACAUGAUAGCAGUGAGUUUACGGGAGAAUCUCUUCAAGAAGUCUGUGGAUGAGAUAUUUUCUUCUGGUACUGGAGAAUUUGAUGAUGAGGAAGUCUAUGAAAAGAUUCCCGCUGACUUGAAAAUUAACCCAGAGAAGGCUAAAGGAGUUGUCCACGAACUUGCUCGUAGUAGAUUAGCUAACUCAUUGGUUCAAGCAGUAGCUUUACUAAGACAGAGAAACCGCACCGGGGUGAUCUCCACUCUUAAUGAUCUGCUAGCUUGUGACAAGGCUGUGACAGCUGAGCCCUUGUCAUGGGAAGUGCCAGAGGAACUAGCAGAUCUUUUUGCUAUUUAUGCCAAGAACAAUGCAGCACCUGAGAAGAUCUCGCGUCUACAGUAUCUGCUAGGAAUCAGUGACUCUGCAGCAGCUUCUCUGAGAGAGAUGGAGGACAGACUACCUAGUUCUAGUGCUGAAGCUGAGGAAUUUGUCUUUUGAAGACGAAAAGUUACGUUAUAGUUUAGUGCAGAGGAAUGAGGAAUGUCUAUUAGUGAAUACUCGUAUAGGGUUAUCAACAAAAUAGUUUGAUUUUGCUUUGUUUUAUGUUUCUAGUACGGCUUAUAUCUCAAAAGAGAUGGAUACCUAAGUUUGUAUCUCUCUCUCUUUUUUCUUUUUUCCUCCUCUCUUGGUAUUGGGGAGCAUUUUGAAGCGUCCUAGUAUUUUUUUUGUAUGGUAAAUAUUUUUUGCUAUUGAUGGAAUCACCCUUGAUUAAUGAGAAAUUUUGGUUUCUGAUUACAA